This is a messenger RNA of Tilletiaria anomala UBC 951, 2231 nucleotides long. Its product is annotated as CLPTM1-domain-containing protein. The record is from RefSeq and is a predicted model, not a curated record. Lineage: Eukaryota; Fungi; Basidiomycota; Exobasidiomycetes; Georgefischeriales; Tilletiariaceae. Gene Ontology annotation, cellular component: membrane; endomembrane system. The transcript has 4 exons. The coding region runs from base 83 to 2191 and encodes 702 amino acids.
AGGUUCGAUGCAAGAUCAUCAUUAGCCUGAGCCUUUAGCGAGCCAAGGAGCCUUGUCAUCCAGGAAAUACCAACGCUUCGCCAUGCCAGAAUCGAACGGUGCGGCAGCAGUAGCGCCGGCCGGCGGACAGGGUGCCAAUGCAGGUCCAAGGGGAGGCGCCGGCGGUGACUGGAAAUGGACUAUUCUCCGGUCCUUAGGCAUGUACUUUGCCGUCCAGGCGCUGCUGGGAAAGGACGGGCUGGUUACCAAGUAUCGCAACAAGGACAAGUUCUUUCUCUCUGCAUCAGAAGUAGCACCACUGGGGUCACAGCCAGAGGGCGUGUCGUUGACGCAACCCACCGGGCAGGCGCAACCUGCUGCGAAGGCAGGUGUUAAUGUGGUCCAGGCAUGGCCCGCGUCCAUGCCCCUUGACUUUUAUGUCUUCCUAACAAGCGGACCUCCUGCAAGUAGCGUUGAUAUUUCCUCGCAGUACUCCAGCCUGGUCGCCCAUGGAGGGGGAGCUGAUGCGAGCCCAAACCUGAUCGACUUCAACGCACAUGCAUACGCAAAUUCGGUUCUAAACGAGAACAUCCGAGGAGAUGUUCAGCCGGUAGUCUCUCCGCAAAGUGGAAGGACGCUCUCUGCAGUCAAGUGGACAAAUAUCAAAUGGAGUGACAGCUCUCUGAAGCGAAAGGUCGAGGUCGACAUCGACGUCUACCCAGAGGUUCGCACCGAGAACCACACGAUCUGGGCGGACGUCUUUCUGACCAAGUCGGGUGUCAGCCCCGACCCCACCAGCGCUUCUUACCGACAAGAAUACGUCUUUCAUUCGCGCAAACUGCUUUCAAGACUAUACCUUCCGAAAAAAAAAACUAUUGAAAAGAAGCUCUUCGCUUCCAACGAACGAAGCAAGGAAGAGCAGGAAACUGAGGAGGCAGCUUUGGCUGAGACGGAACAGAUACAGAAACACCUCGUCACCUGGUGGCACCCGAAUCUCACACUGGCCCUCGUACCUCAGCAGCAGGAUACCCUGCUCCCUUUAAAGAAUUUGGCUGCACCUUUGGGCCAGUGGAUCCACCCAAUACCCGAUUUCCCUGCGAACUCUCCCAACUUGAUUUACACGUACCCUGCCCUUUUCCCCAAUGACUUUUGGCAUCUGCGCGAACACAUGUAUCAGUUCAACGCUUCGACAAAGUCAGUGCCUCUAUCAAUCGAGCUCUACGCAACAUCCUGGUUGAAGUUCCAGAUGCUUGCCGCGUUCUCCGACUCUUUCGAGAAACAAGGCGCAUCCGGCAUGGCAGGCUCGGAAAUCGACAUGAUCAAGACGACGCUGUUGGAGACCAACCCAUGGUUCCUCGCGCUCACCGUCAUCGUCUCGAUCUUUCACAGCUUGUUUGAGUUCCUCGCCUUCUCAAGCGAAGUCAGCCACUGGCGCAACAAAAAAAAUUUGGCCGGCGUCUCCGUGGGUUCGAUUCUCACCAAUGUUGUUGUGCAGCUCAUUAUUUUACUGUACUUGCUUGACAGCCGUGAAGAUACCAGCUGGACCAUCCUCAUGGGCCAGGGUGUCGGCAUGGCUGUUGAAGCGUGGAAGCUCACCAAAGCGAUCACGGUUAGCAUUAUUCGUACGCCAGAGGACGAGAAGACACUGUGGCGAUACUCGCCAGUCAAGCUCGAUAUCAAAGACAAGCACGUCCUGUCAGAAGAGGAGAAGGCGACGCAAGUGUACGAUAAGCUUGCUUUCAAAUAUGUCGGCAUCGCCAUGACCCCGAUCCUCAUCGGCUGGACAAUCUACUCGGCCCUUUAUCAAACGCACAAGGGCUACUGGUCAUUCUUCAUAGGUACUUUGACUUCAUUUGUUUACGCUUUCUCUUUCUCGUCCAUGAUCCCACAACUGAUUGUCAAUCACAAGCUACGUAGCACCGCUGGCAUGAACACAAAGACUUUUGUCUUCAAGUUCCUUACCACCAUUGUGGACGACCUCUUCGCCUUCUGCAUCAAGAUGCCUACGCUUCAUCGCCUCGCCUGCUUCCGCGAUGAUGCCGUCUUCGUCAUCUUCCUGUAUCAGCGUUGGAAGUUUGGCGUCGACCCAACGCGUGUUAAUGAGUUUGGGCAGGUGCUGGACCCCAAGGCAAAGGCGACGGCAACGAAUGAGAAGGCAGGAGAGGGAGAAACAGCUGCAGUUACCCUGGCUGAGUCGAAAAAGACAAAGUAGAAUUGUAUGUAUGCAUAGAUGCCAUCAAAGCAGCCUUUCA